AAGAGCUGAGCAGAGCUAGGGACUGCAUGGUGGCUUCAGAAACGGCUUCCUUAAUUCAAAGAUAACAAUGGUUGGGAAGGCCAGAUCUUCUAAUUUUACCUUAUCUGAAAAGCUCGAUUUGCUAAAACUCGUGAAGCCGUACGUUAAAAUUCUCGAGGAACAUACCAAUAAGCAUUCUGUAAUAGUGGAAAAAAACAAAUGCUGGGAUAUUAUAGCUGAUAACUACAAUGCCAUCGGAGUAGAUCGCCCUCCUCGCACUGCACAGGGCCUGCGCACGCUGUACAAGAGGCUCAAAGAAUAUGCCAAACAGGAGCUAUUGCAGCAAAAGGAGACUCACUCAGAUUGUAAAAGCAGCAUUUCCGAGCCAACCAAGAAAGUUGUGGAGAUGAUUCCACAGAUUUCCAAUGUGUGUUUAAGAGACAGGAGCGGUGUUCAAAGUGCUAGUAUCGAUAAAGAAACAAUUGCUGGUACCAGUUCACCACAGGCAAUGUUGGAUCACCAUCCCGCGACAGUCAUGAUGGAGUUGCAAUCGGAAGAGGAUGUCAAACCUCCUCCUUCUUUGAUUAUAGACUCACAGCAAAAUGAGAACUUAGAACAAGAGGAAGAACACCAGCUGGUGCACAUUAUGGAAAGGUCUCCUUCAACAUCAGUGUCUUCAGUUGAUAUGAGAGUGAUGAUGUCUCCUUCUCCUGUACCAAGAAGAGAUGAGUUUUUUAGGCUUGAGGUUGGAGAACGCUUUAGACCAAUGUGUGGGUAUGACCCACAGAUGUUACAAAUGCUGAAAGAAGAGCAUCAAAUAAUAUUAGAAAAUCAAAGAAAAAUUGGUCUUUAUGUCCAAGAAAAAAGGGAUGGUUUGAAAAGAAAGCAGCAACUGGAAGAAGAACUGUUGCGAACAAAAAUCAAAGUAGAGAAGCUGAAGGCAAUACGACUACGCCGUGAUCUGCCGGAAUACAGCAAUAUCUAAAUAUUUUAUUACUUCUGUCAUAUUCUUUGAAAUACUUAAUAAUAAAUGCUUUUGCCCUAGCAAAAUUGUUCCUUAUGUUAAUAUGGAUGGAUCAAAAUCUGGGCUUGAGAGAUGAAAGCAUAUUUUCCAUGUUGUUUAUGUACCUUAGAAAAAUACCUUGUAUGGGUUUGAAUGCACCAACUCUUCUGGUCUGAAGUAUAAUCAAAUCCUGUAUAUUUAAGUGUUUAGGUUGAUAAAAAUCCAAACUUUUAAAAUAUUUCCACUUAUCUCUGAUAGAGUUGUGAUGAGCUAAUGGAAAUGUAGCUCAGCUCUUUUUAAAAAUUUUGAUCAUAUGCAUUAUUUUUUCAAAUAAUUACCUAUCCUUUAAUAUCUUUUUGAAGUUACAGGUUAAUAAAUACAUAUAAAGAGGAGGAAUAAGAGACUAUCUUUAAAUGUCUUAUUCUUUUCAAGUUGGUAAAUCUUAUGACGGUGAGAUUUUGCUGAUAUAUCAGCUUGGAAAACAAAAUUACUGGAUUGUUAUAUUUUUUUAAUGUUCAGUAGACAGUUGAAUAAAUAUACAUCUUUUAAAAAGUUAACACUUUUUAUUAUUUUCAGCGGAGGAUCGUUUCCAUAGGACAUUAUCAAAAUAGAGACAAUGAAUGCAACGCUUGGUUUUUAAAACUGCAUGCAUGUGUAAUUUGUGUGUACAGUUACCAUGAUCGUAUAUUCAGUUAUAGUAAUUAUAGUGGUGAUCAACCACAAAAAUGUCUCAUUUCCUCAUUUGCAUGCAUAAUUACUACAGUGCAUGUGCAACCAAGACAGUUGCAGGUGCCUUUGAUCAGUAUCACUAUGACUAUAAGCUACUGAAAUGAAAUACUUUCUGUAUGUAAGUAACAUGUGACUUGAAAUCAACAGAAGAUUCUUUGUUAUUCUGGGUACCUUUUAUAAAUGCUGCGGUUCUGGUCUUUCGAUUAGUUUCAA
This is a messenger RNA of Aptenodytes forsteri (emperor penguin), 1924 nucleotides long. RefSeq names its product fibrinogen silencer binding protein (gene FSBP). The record is from RefSeq and is a predicted model, not a curated record. The coding region runs from base 68 to 964 and encodes 298 amino acids. NCBI's taxonomy places the organism in Eukaryota, Metazoa, Chordata, Aves, Sphenisciformes, Spheniscidae. The transcript has 2 exons.